AUGCUUACAUUCAUUGCAGAGAACAACAAUGAUACUGUUCUUGACUUUGGUAACGCUGCAGGGACAUUAUCAUCAGAAGAAGCUCAGAAUAUUAAGCAAGCAGCAGUUCUACUGUUUAGAAGAUUAAUUGAAAUAUUGAGAGUAAAGCUGCAACUGCUACCGGAAGAUAUGG
Paraglomus brasilianum is the source of this 172-nucleotide messenger RNA. The record is from the annotation of a GenBank genome assembly. Lineage: Eukaryota; Fungi; Glomeromycota; Glomeromycetes; Paraglomerales; Paraglomeraceae.